AUGGAAAACGCAUCACAUAUUUCAUCGUUUACACUUAUAGCAUUUGGAGAUAUGGGUAACAAUAAAUAUGUAUAUUUUGCUAUCACUCUCAUUGGGUAUCUUUUUAUAAUCAGUGUUAAUUCAUGUUUUAUUUUACUAAUAAUACUAGAGAAAAGCCUCCAUGAGCCAAUGUACAUCUGCCUCUGUAAUUUAUUUAUGAAUGCCCUCUUAGGAACUGUUAGCUUCUAUCCUUCAUUUCUGUAUCAUCUUCUUUCAGACACCCAAGUCAUUUCUUAUGAAUUUUGUUACACUCAAAUAGGUGUUAUGUAUACAUAUAUCAUGGGUGAAAUGACAAUUCUAACAGUUAUGGCCUAUGACAGGUAUGUAGCAAUAUACUUGCCAUUAAAAUACAACACUGUCAUGACAUGUACAAAACUGUACAGGUUAUUACUUGCAGCCUGGAUCUAUCCUGUUGUUAUGGUGUCAUUUGCACUCAUCUUUUCUCUGUCAGUUCCUUUAUGUGGAAACCAGAUUAAUAAAUUGUAUUGUCACAACUGGGAUGUUAUGAAGCUAUCUUGUGUAGACACAACUGUUAACAACAUUUAUGGAUUUUUGGUAUAUGCUUCAUUUAUUCCACUCUUUUCUUUUAUUGUAUACUCUUACAUUAAAAUACUUAUAGUAUGCCAUAACAGCUCCAAAGAACACAACAGGAAAGCUUUGCAAACCUGUCUUCCACAUUUAAUAUCAUUAAUCAGCUUUUAUGCUACUGUGUUAUCAGAAACGGUUCAAAGCCGAUUAAACCCUAAGAAUGUGUCAAACAUUGUACGCACAAUCACAUCACUGGAACUUCUAAUUGUUCCUCCUCUUUUGAAUCCCAUUAUUUAUUGCCUGAUUCUGCCUGAGAUCCGCUUCACUGAUCUCCUGUCAGUGGAAUUUCUAAUCGUCCCCCCUGUUUUCAAUCCUGUCAUUUAUGGUUUAAACCUUCAAAAGAUCCGGAACAAAGUUACAAAAUUGUGCAGCAGAAACAAAGUAAUUUAA
This is a messenger RNA of Polyodon spathula (Mississippi paddlefish), 1017 nucleotides long. Its product is annotated as olfactory receptor 10J5-like. Gene Ontology annotation, molecular function: G protein-coupled receptor activity; olfactory receptor activity. The record is from RefSeq and is a predicted model, not a curated record. The transcript has 2 exons. Gene Ontology annotation, biological process: G protein-coupled receptor signaling pathway. Bases 1 to 1017 code for a protein of 338 amino acids. Gene Ontology annotation, cellular component: membrane. Lineage: Eukaryota; Metazoa; Chordata; Actinopteri; Acipenseriformes; Polyodontidae.